AUGUAUACCUACGACCUGGCAAGGACGUUCCCGCCACGAUCGCAAGACGUGGUCCACCACGUGGGUUGGAUGGGCCUCACCUUUUCUCUGUACUGGUCUACCAUGAGCACGAAUCCGGGCAUUACAACACUGAUGAUCCGUAACGUGGCGGCGUGUAGCUUCUUCAGCCUCGGUCUCAGCGGCACCGUGCAGCUGGCUUUGUUGCUCAUGGAGCGUCUGGGGCCCUGGACGCGUCCUCCGCUGAGGAUGGCGCGGUGCUUCCGCGGACUAGUGUGGACGCUGGUGCUCAGCCGGCCAAUGUCGUGGGCGGUGUACAUCGUCACAUAUGAGGCGCUGUGGCGGAUCACGGCGACGCCGGCCGACUUUGCGGUCAUGGCUGUGCUUACCGUCGCGUUUCUCGGGCUGGUGGAUCUGCAUACGCGCUGGUCGAUGGGGUUGCUGCGCAAGGAGUCGAAGCUGUGGAGGAACUACCAAAACACUCAGCUUGGUGACUCCGAUCUAGAGGUGCGGACGUCCCGAGCCGGCAAGAUGAUUGUCCUUACGACAUACUGGGUUGUCGUGGUCGCCAUGGCGAUUGUACUGUUGGCUCGUGCUACGGUGAGCACCUUUUCAACGGAAGUCGCCUUGCUGCCGCAUGUGUUGAUGUCGUCUGAGCUCCACAGAGCCAUGCAGCGCGACUUUAGCCAAGAACAGUGCGGCCCGCCGACGGACAUGCAGGACGCACCCGACUUCAAACACGUUUGGACGAGUUGGCACGCUGUAUCUGGUGCCGUCUACCCAAAGGUCGGCCGCCAGCUCGUUCAACAUGCCGCCAAGCAUGUUGGUGAGACGGUCAUCGACCGUUAAUCCCUCGAGCUACUCACCUAGAUAAAGUCGGAUCUGUUCGAGCGGGCUCGCGAUAAACCUCUCUACUUGUGUAAUGGUUUCCACUCCUGCCCUGCCCGGUCGUAAUAUCCAGGCGGAAUCCUCUUACUAGGGCUCCAUCCUGCCUGGGUGCUCUGCUGUUAGCAUUUCAGUAGACCUCAGUGGUAUCCUUAGCACAGACACGCACAAAUCGUCUCGCAGCUGGAGCAGGGUCUGCAGUCAUCCCGCCAAGUCCUACCUACCGCUAGUACAGG
Molecule: messenger RNA, 1118 nt
Organism: Microdochium trichocladiopsis
Lineage: Eukaryota; Fungi; Ascomycota; Sordariomycetes; Xylariales; Microdochiaceae
Exons: 3
Coding region: 1-846 (281 amino acids)
Source: RefSeq, a predicted model, not a curated record